Folsomia candida is the source of this 1704-nucleotide messenger RNA. RefSeq lists its product as uncharacterized. The record is from RefSeq and is a predicted model, not a curated record. The coding region runs from base 221 to 1609 and encodes 462 amino acids. The transcript has 5 exons. NCBI's taxonomy places the organism in Eukaryota, Metazoa, Arthropoda, Collembola, Entomobryomorpha, Isotomidae.
CAUGUACAUAUAGGAUCUUCCUACAAAAAGCAGCUUUUCUAGUCCAACAAACAAUAAGUCCAAAGUGAAUUCUUCAUUUCUGGAGAAAUUAAUUAACUGUAAUGAACCCCCUGAGCGGAGUUGGGAUAAAAUGCGCUGCUUGGCGUAAUGAUCAUGAAGCUGAUAGCAAUGUCCCGUGACAGCCAUAAAUUUUACGAUAUGCAUAUAAAUACACAGCUCCAUGGCACAUAUUUUUCUACAAAACUGCUUUACUUUCUGUCUGGGUUUCAUUCUGGUCAUUUCAUUCGUUCUGAGACAUUCUGAAGCCAGUGAGUCAGAGACAGUUUGGCAAACGUUGCACAAGAUGAUUAGAAAAAAAGCAUUGCAACGGAUCCCCUCGGCAAGUGAGGGGAACGAAGGUUGUAAAAUGCUGUUAAGGGACUCGCCUCUACUACAGCAAAUGUUUACAAAUUUAGUCCCCUACAUUAAAAUUCAGAUAAAGGUUUGCAGCAGAUUUUCUUGCAUUCCAUUCACUUGGGACGAAGAACAGAGACGAAUUGGCAUUUCAAAGUCAAGGUGGAAGUUGCGAUUUUGCAAAUUUCAAGUGAUCAUUCACUGGAUUUACACUCUCGCGAUGCUGGCAUAUUUUGUCACUCCGGGUUCCAUGAAGUUGAAUAAAAUGUCCAACAAACUGCUGGGAUUUGUAUUUUUGUCCUGUCUGAUUGUGACCAUGUUCAUGCAAAGCGUAUUUUGGCAAAAACGGACUGAAGCUAUCGCAUUGUGGAAAGCCUUUAGCGACAUUGAAGAGUACUACAUUGAUCCCAGUGCUGUGAAAAAAUCUAAAAGGGAUCCAAUGUCGCUCGUAAUGAUAUUGCUCGGAAUUUGUACAAGUUUUGGCCUCCCUGGAUUUAUGUGUACGAUGCUGCUUGUAGAUCCAUGCAAACCUCCGCAUUUGGGGUACAUUCUAUACAAAGUGAGCUUGGAGACUUGUAUGCAGCCCAAGUAUCACAUAAGGAUUCUGCUUCUCAUGUUUGACACUUGGAUUUGGGCAAUUGCAAUCUCAUCAGCCUGUUAUUAUGUCUUUCACUGCAUGUUCCUAGGGUUGCGAUGUCUCGAUCUCUACAUGCGAUUGCUUAUCACGGGAACAAGAAAUCCAUUACAACGCAUAUUCAGAACUCAGGAUUCAAAAGAUCAAGUCGUUUUCCGACUUUAUAGAGAAUUCCAAAUCGUUGUCAAAUUUUAUAACAAAGUAUUUCAAACCGUGUUCAUCCCCACCUUGGUAGCAACGGCAAUAUUUGUAAUAAUCAUUUGCUUGUACACCUGCAUAAAGUUGCACAAAGUAAUCCCCAUGCCUGGAUUUGCAUUUUUUCCUCUCCUCUCCACGGAUGGAUUUAGUGUCAUUUUCAUUUCGAGAAUAGCUUCAAUCGUCUACAUUAAGUCCAGGUUCUUUGUGACAAUGGUUCAAAAUUCCAGCAAGAAUUCAAGACGAACAUGGUUCAGGAAGAAUGCAGCUUCGCUUGACAAACUGAAAAUUCGAUUCGGAUCUGGAAAUUUCAUUGACGAAAUGACUCCGCUAGUUUUUUUGGACUUUAGCUUCUCACAAACUGUAUCUCUAAUGCUUCUUACGUAGAGUAUACAUGUCGUGAUGUUAUGCAUUUGGUUUUUUCUUAUUAAAACCACAUGUGUCCAUAUUUUAAUUAAUGCUUGUAAUUAAAUGUGUAGCAA